This is a messenger RNA of Phytophthora infestans T30-4, 4671 nucleotides long. RefSeq lists its product as uncharacterized. Lineage: Eukaryota; Oomycota; Peronosporomycetes; Peronosporales; Peronosporaceae. Bases 1 to 4671 code for a protein of 1556 amino acids. Gene Ontology annotation, molecular function: protein binding. The record is from RefSeq and is a predicted model, not a curated record. Gene Ontology annotation, biological process: protein ubiquitination. The transcript has 8 exons. Gene Ontology annotation, cellular component: Cul4-RING E3 ubiquitin ligase complex; nucleus.
AUGGAGUCACCGUCGCUGUCGCCACGUUCGCACCGAGAGUCGGUGGAUGUGAGCACCGAGGAUCUAAUGCAUCCGCUGGAGGCUCGUGUGUUUCAUUUGUCGCAGGAGCUCACACAGACAGACCCAGACGUGCCCGCGCUCUCGGACGACGAGGUCAUCACGAAGCUCAAUAUGAUUGCAGAGACACUCGAGGAAGUGGAAACUAAUUUCCGCAAGGAGCGGUCGUCCCCCUACCGUCGCGAUGGCCACUUGAUUGGUAAUCUUCUGCAAGUGCUGGAACAGAACGAAGACUUCUACCCGAUGCUGGAGGGGAAACUAUCGGAUCUCAGCGUAAACCGCGUCAAGGCGGCAACAUGCCGCCUACUGUUAGCCACGGUGCCAGUGAACAGCAGAGCGAUUGUGCGUGUGCUAGACGGCGACGACGAGAUGCUGGAGCGUGUGUGCGGGUUCGCUACUGACACCGACCCAGGUCUGCGCUGUUAUGGGACAGGGCUACUCUCCGUGGGGUUACGGGACCGCUCAGUUGCGGACACAGUUGUGAACAACGACACACCUGUUAAGUUGCUGAAGCGAGCACGAAUGUUUGCGUCAAAACUGGAAAAGGAGAGACAGCAAGCCGUCAAGUAUAUUCAGGACCAUCUUCGUCUUGCUAGUUCUCGUCAUAAAAAGACCGUAAACACUGGAGGCGGUGCAACAACCAAAGCGACUACACCACAGCGAUCAUUGAAGCGUAAACACUCGGACAGUAUCAGUCGAGCGCCUAGUCACGGGGCUGAGCAUAGCGAGAAUACCGAUACACUGGCGACAAUGGAAGUUGAAGAAGAAGAACCGACUGCUACGAUCCCAAUCCAGCAAUCUCUUCCACUUUCGACCAAUGAAGAGGACGGAAUGGGGAGUUUCGGCGAAGACGGACUCGUGAUGCCUAGUCCAGAGCAUCACGAAGAGGAUUUCAAGCGCUUAGUGAUGCUGGAGCUGUUGUAUACACUGGACUGUCUUGGAUCCAUGGGGGAAUACUUGGAGAUCUUCGCUCCAGCGUUGAAAGAAGAUAUCAUCGGGACUAUUAUCACGUUUCUACACAGCAAGAACCCGGCUGUGAUCUCGCACACAAUGACACUAACGUCGCAUUUCCUAGCUCAUAAGAAGUUCUCCCUCUCACUAGUCGAAGCGGGAGGUGUGGAUCUGCUCUUCACUGUCUUCAAGUCGCAACAAGCAGCAGGUCAAGUGGGACUACUGGAUCGUAGUUUAUCCAUGUGUCUGCACGGGUUUGCGUCUUCGUCUGCAGUUAUCGAACGGCUGGUUGUACUAAACCCAGACAAUAUGCUCUCCGCUGCGUUUAAACUGCUUUCCAGUCCCAACGACCGUGCUCGACAGAAUGCUGUGGUGUUUUUCAGCUUGACUCUGAGUUUCAAGGUCAUUCUCGACUACUUCGAGAAGCACAACGGCUUGUACACUAUCCUGAACAUUAUUCGCGUUGGCAAUCACCCAAAGUCAGCAGCACAAAGACAACUAGCGCAAGAUGCGUGUCUGUGCUUGCGUCAAUAUGUGCGCAUGCACAUGGCGCUGGUAACGCAUCGCCUUCGGAGGAAAUUGGCUCAGCUGAAUCACCCGUCCAAUCGCCAGUCCAACACGGCACCGGUGCUAACGACAGCGACCGUGGCGUCACGGAUUCCAGCUCGUGUUCCGAAGAUCACGUGGUCUAAAGCUAUCGAUCUGGACGACAAAACGCACGAACAAAACAUGGUAUUCUACGAGAAAUAUCGCUUCAGUGCUAGUAGCGGCAACUCCAACAACUCGUGGUCGGCUGCAAGUGCCCCAGGUGGAGCCAUGUGGCCUCCUGCGGCCAAGUUGAACCAUUUACGCGGCGUUCUUGUGCUUCUCGAGGUCGUGGCUUUAAUGUGUUCCGUGAUGCAGAACACAGACCCGGACGCUAACUCGACGAUCCGGAUAUGGACUGCAGAACGCGCGCAGUUUUGUUUGGAUUCGUUGCGAGUGUUGACGUUGGUGGUGCCAUCUCUAGCGAACGAAGUGUGCUCGACUGAAGUGUCUGUGGAGGAGAACGGCGCGUCGAAGAAGAUCGGUAUGACUAUCUUACUGGAGAUUGCUAUGAGUAGCAAUGCUAGAGACUCGGAGCUGGUACGAGACGCGCUGCGUGUGUUUUGCAACUGUGUCUCGCCUCCUCACCACGAAGAUUGCUGGCAACAUCCUUUAAAGGACAUUCGACAGUACACCUUAACAGCUAGAAGCAUGAGGACCAAGAAGGAUGACCAGACAGAGACAGCAGACCCGGACAACUGUUCAAACUGCUGUUCGAAGGCCAAAGACGACAAGACGUUGAGACCUGUACGGAAGCUCGCACGUGAACGCAAUGCGAUCAAAGUGUGCGUCUAUCUGCUGCGUUACAAGCGCUCGGUUCAGAAUGCCGACGCUAUUCGUCUGUUAUCAACACGAGCCUUACUAGGGCUUUCUCGUGACCGUCAUAUCUCCCAGAUCCUUGAGAAAAUGCAAGUCGGACAGCUAUUGUCUGAUAUGAUCCGUAGUGACCCUGUGCUGGAGGAGAACGCAGACAUCCACGUACGUUUCCGAGAGUCUGCGUUGGAUUUGAUCUCACACGUGACACAUCGAGCUUCUAAUGUGGUGAUUAACGAGGCUACAGACCCUACAGUGAGGAAGAUUGAGAAGGCUAGUAUCGUUGCGAAUACCAAGAUCUCGUACGACGAGAACGAGCUGCUGCGACUGAUUCACGAUCAUUUGGUUACGAAAGGGUUACAUCACGCAGCUGCUGCUCUCGUGGACGACGCGAAGAUCAACGUGUCAACGCCGCAUAGGAAACAGACCGUAGUCGACCAAGAAGUCCCGUCUAGUGUCCUGAGUCGACGAGAAAGCGGCUAUCUAAGUGGAGAGGAGACUCCGCGUCCCAAGAAGCUGCAGCGCGUGUCUUCUCUUGGCUCCAUCGUGCCAGAACUAGGGAAGAUCCAAGUUGCAGAAGGCUCUCCCUUUCGCAGACGUCAUUUCUUCCAGGAUCCAACCCCCACCCAGUCCGUGACUUCUCCUCGAGUUGUGACGGAGACUACGUGUCCAAAUGCUCUCCAGAAGCUUCCGAUCAACGCGCGAUGGAGCGCGAACAGCGAAGCGACCUCCGUGUCCCCAUCCAGUAAAUUGGACGAGAUCAUCACGCAUUUCUUGCGAGAACAACACCGUCAAUGCGCCAACCCAGUGACCACUGUACCGCCGUUUAAACUGCUGGGUAAAGGCUCACGGCAUCGCUGUCCAGACCCCCCAGCCACGUUGUCAAACUUGAGCAUCUGUUCGCGUCUACUACGUCGCAGUCGAACAGGUUAUCGUGUCGGGUCUUCUGCGUUCUCCUCGUACUAUGCUGAUGCAGGGAUCGAUCGCUAUGUCUUCAGUCGCUAUCGUCCGUAUCGCACAGUAGGCGCACACGUCGGGUCUUUCGCAUGGGGAGGCGUGAGUGUCGCUCGAUUCUUCGGUUCAAACCAACAAGAUAUGCUGAUUGGCAACCACGACGGAGAAUUGCGUCAAUUCAGCAUUGAAUCUGACGAAGUUGUGGAGGAAUGGACGUGUCACUCGCCGUCAAGUGCCAUUGUCAACUUAGAAACGAACGAAGCUACGUCCAUGGGUCUUCAAAGUCGAUUGAUAUUGACUGGAGCUGUGGCGCUGUCCGAACUUGCAGUGAACGAGAUCGCACUCUGGGAUGCGAACGAUACAAGUGCGUUGGUGGAGCGCUGGCGGUUCCAAGGUGGUCUUCGUCCUCAGUUUAAUCACUACGGCGACCGAAUUGUCGCGCUGGAUGGUCGAGAAGACGAAGGACUGGGCUUUACUGUCAAGGGGGCUGUGGUUCUCGACAUUGCGACUGGAGACGUCUCGUGUGACUUGAAAGACGCAAAGAGAUCGAACGAUUACGGCGCCGAAACGAACUGCUGCUUCUCUCCGUGUGACGGGACGAUUCUUACCGAUGGCAUGUUGUGGGAUGCUCGGAUCCCCACUCGUGCGUUGUAUAAGUUCGAUAAGCUGUCGAAUUUCGGCUGUGGCUUCUUCCAUCCAAACGGGAACGAGGUGAUUGUGAACUCGGCAGUGUGGGAUCUUCGUACCUAUCGCUUGUUGCGUAUGGUACCAGCGUUGGACAAGUGCAGCAUCAAGUUUAAUCCGUCGGGUAGUGUGCUGUUCGCAUAUUAUCCGUAUGCAGGGGGUGACUUUCUGGAGCGUAGGAAAACCAAAUUGAAGUCGUGGUUCCGCGUAUUGGACGCACGCGACUACCGAGACAUCACGACGAUCGAUCUGGGGCGUCCAGUGUUUGAUUUGAGCUUAAACACGAAGAGCACGCUGCUUUCUGUGGUGGAAGGGCGCUAUUUGGAAGCUGGAGACGUCGAAGACGACGACUCUAUCUGUCGUCUCUAUGAUGUCGGGCGUAAGCGACCUGCUGAAGACGAUUCCGAUGCUGAGGAUGGAGAGGACGAGUCCGAUACACUGGAUGACGACGAUGAGGAUGCGGCUGCACAUAUUCUUGCUGUUGAGGAGGACAGCGAGGAAGAUGGGGAUGGAUCUAUCCUAUCGACGCAUGAUCUUGGCUAUUUAUUAGAGCUCCCUGACACCACGUACUAUGAAGUGCACGGCCAGUAUUCAAGCGACGAAGACGAUGCUGAAGAAGAAGACUAG